UCCUUGGCCAUUAACGCGACCCGGACGGUACCUUGUUCCCUCGCCACUCACCGGCUGCAUGCGCUCGCAUCGCAUUCCCUCGCGGCUUCGCUUUUACACCCGCCAAAAGCAGCGGAAGCGAGCAGAUUGUGCGAACCAGUGGAGACCGGAGAGAAGAGGAGGAGGAGGAGGAGGAGGAAGCAUGGCGGAGGAGGCUGCGUACCUGUGGAUACUGUUGCUGUUUUCCUUGGUUGCCUCGAUCGGCUCAGCUGCUGCUGGUGGUGGUGCUACUGGUUUAGACCACGGCGACGGAGAGUUGGAUGCCUUGUUGAAGGUCAAGACUGGUCUGGUGGCGCCCGGGAGCUCCGCGCUCGAUGACUGGUCGGCCGCCGCGGAUGGCCAUUGCGAUUGGUUCGGCGUUACCUGCGAUCACGACUCGCGGGUGGUGGCGUUGGACCUCUCGUUUACUCCCCUCAAUGGCACGCUCCCGGCGGACGUGGGUCGCCUUCGCCGCCUCGUCAACCUUUCUAUUUCCUCCGCCGGCGUCCGCGGUCCCCUCCCGGCGGAGCUGGCGGCGCUCCCUGCGCUGCGGUAUCUCAACGUUUCCGACAACAACUUCGACGGGAUGUUCCCGGACGUUGCCGCCGGUGGGUUCCCGGAGCUGGAGGUCAUCGACGCUUACAAUAAUAACUUUUCUGGCCCGCUUCCUGUGGGGUUGGCAGGUGCGCUGCGGCUCCGGUACCUCCACCUCGGCGGGAACUACUUCACCGGGAUGAUCCCUGAGGCUUACUCCGACAUCGCCAACCUCGAGUACCUCAGCCUCAACGGUAAUGCGCUUGGCGGGCGUAUCCCGGCGAGCCUCGGCCGGCUGUCGAAGCUUAAGAAUUUGUACCUCGGGUAUUAUAACAAUUUCGACGGCGGCAUACCGCCGGAGUUCGGUGGGUUGUCUUCGUUAGUCUUGCUCGAUAUGGGUAACUGCGGCCUCUCUGGAACGAUUCCGCCGAGCCUUGGACGGCUGAAGAAGCUUGAUACGCUCUUUCUCCAGAUCAAUCGGCUCUCCGGUGAGAUCCCGCUGGAACUCGGACGACUCGACAGGUUGCAAUCGCUGGAUCUUUCCAUCAACGAGCUGUCUGGCGAGAUUCCCUCCAGCUUUGCCGAGCUUAAGGAGCUGAAGCUGAUGAGCCUCUUCAACAACCAACUCCGGGGAGCCAUCCCGGCGUUCAUCGCGGAUCUUCCAAAUCUCGAGGUGCUCCAGCUGUGGGAGAACAAUUUCACCAUGGCGCUUCCUCAAUCGCUGGGCCGCAACGGCCGCCUCGUGAAAUUGGACAUUGCUACGAAUCGGAUAACGGGGAUGAUUCCGCCUGAUCUCUGCUUCGGCGGGCGGCUUGAGAUGCUGGUGCUGAUGAACAACAAACUGUUCGGCUCGAUUCCUGAAGAACUCGGUGGCUGCAAGUCGCUGACUCGGGUUCGACUCGGCAAGAACUUCUUGAAUGGGACGAUCCCCGGCGGGCUUUUUGAUCUGCCUCACAACGACAUGUUGGAGCUCAGCGAUAAUUUCCUAUCCGGCGAGUUGCCUUCUGUGAUCGGAGGGGAUAGCCUCGGCACGCUGAUCCUCUCCAACAAUUUGAUCAGUGGCUUGAUACCGCCGGCGAUCGGCAGUUUACCUGCACUCCAGACUCUCGCUCUCGACGCUAAUUGGAUCUCCGGCGCUAUCCCACAUGAACUAGGCCUGAUGAGGCAGCUUUCGAAGCUUAAUCUUAGCGGCAACAUGCUUUCCGGUGUCAUUCCCGCUGAUCUGACCCGCUGUUCCACCCUUGGCUCGAUCGAUCUCAGUCGAAACAAAUUGAUGGGAGUUAUUCCGGAGGACAUCGCUAAGCUGGAGAUCCUCAACACCUUGAACCUCUCGCGAAACUUGCUGGUCGGUGAAAUCCCGCCGGAUUUACAGCGAAUGAGAAGUCUGACCGCACUCGAUCUCUCGCACAACCUCCUUUUCGGCCGAAUUCCCUCACAAGGGCAGUUCCUGGUGUUCAACGACAGCAGUUUCUUCCAAGGGAACCCCGGGCUGUGCGGCCUGCCGCUGGACCCUUGCCCAGAGGGGGGCAACUUCGACGGCGCCUCCGGUUGGGGCACUGUGCGGCCGCGACAAUGGGACUCGAAGAGGGUGCUGCCAUGGGCAGCCCUCAUGGCGGCAGUGCCUCUGACGGCGAUAGCAGCGAAGGGUUGGGCGCUGUGGAGGGACCGACGGAACAAGGGGUGGAAGAUGACGGCGUUCCAGCGGCUGGACUUCACGGCUGAGGACGUGAUUGAAUGCCUGAAAGACGACAACGUGAUCGGAAAGGGCGGAGCGGGGAUCGUCUACCGAGGGAGCAUGGCAAGCGGGAGGGAGGUGGCGAUCAAAAGACUGGUGGGGAGGGGGGCCGGGGCGGAGCACGACCGGGGGUUCACGGCGGAGGUGACGACGCUGGGGCGGAUCCGGCACCGGAACAUCGUGCGUCUGCUGGGCUUCAUGUCGAACAGGGAGACGAACCUGCUGGUCUACGAGUACAUGCCCAACGGCAGCCUGGGCGAGAUGCUGCACGGCAACAAAGGGGCACACCUGGGAUGGGGCGCGAGGUGGCGCAUCGCGGCGGAGGCAGCCAAGGGCCUCUGCUACCUCCACCACGACUGCUCGCCGCCCAUCCUGCAUCGCGACGUCAAGUCCAACAACAUCCUGCUCGACUCCAACUUCGAGGCCCAUGUCGCCGACUUCGGCCUCGCCAAGUUCCUGCACGACCCGGGCGCCUCCGAGUGCAUGUCCGCCAUCGCCGGCUCCUACGGCUACAUCGCUCCAGAGUAUGCAUACACCCUGCGGGUGGAUGAGAAGAGCGAUGUUUACAGCUUCGGUGUUGUGCUGCUGGAGCUUAUCACUGGCCGCCAUCCGGUGGGCGGGUUUGGGGACGGUGUGGACAUUGUCCGAUGGGUUAGCAAGACAAUAUCCGAAGUGCCAACCGGAGGGACUGACUCGGCUGCUGCCAUCUUCUCAGUGAUCGACCGGAGGCUGGCCUCAACUCCAAUGGACCUAAUCACUAACCUGUUCAAGGUGGCAAUGCUUUGCGUGGAGGAGAGCAGCACAGCGAGGCCGACGAUGAGGGAGGUGGUGCAUCUGCUUUCCAAUCCAACUUCCACUCUCCAUGGCCUCAGCUUGUGAGGGACUUAACUCACUGUUAUGGGAUUUUGCUAUUUAAAGUAAGCUAUAUGUCGAUGAUGGCAAUAUGUGAAGUCGAUGACUCGAAAGGUGCUAUAAGAACUCUAAUUUGAUCUCAAUAAGGCUAAAAAUAUGUAUGGAUGAUGACUAAUGUAUUUGAAUCUCGAAAUGCACUGUGAAAGACAUGAAUGCAUGGAUAUAUGUAUACAUGUCAUUUACCAAUAUAUGCAAGUGUCUAUUAAUGUGUUU
Zingiber officinale is the source of this 3412-nucleotide messenger RNA. RefSeq names its product leucine-rich repeat receptor-like kinase protein FLORAL ORGAN NUMBER1. The record is from RefSeq and is a predicted model, not a curated record. Bases 59 to 3166 code for a protein of 1035 amino acids. Gene Ontology annotation, biological process: protein phosphorylation. Gene Ontology annotation, molecular function: protein kinase activity; protein binding; ATP binding. The transcript is spliced from 2 exons. Lineage: Eukaryota; Viridiplantae; Streptophyta; Magnoliopsida; Zingiberales; Zingiberaceae.